Messenger RNA from Mugil cephalus (flathead mullet), 3118 nucleotides. It is a transcript of the gene mboat7, whose product is annotated as membrane bound O-acyltransferase domain containing 7. Gene Ontology annotation, cellular component: mitochondria-associated endoplasmic reticulum membrane contact site; membrane. Bases 166 to 1593 code for a protein of 475 amino acids. Gene Ontology annotation, biological process: lipid modification; phosphatidylinositol biosynthetic process. The record is from RefSeq and is a predicted model, not a curated record. The transcript is spliced from 9 exons. Lineage: Eukaryota; Metazoa; Chordata; Actinopteri; Mugiliformes; Mugilidae. Gene Ontology annotation, molecular function: lysophospholipid acyltransferase activity.
UGGCCUGCGUCAUGGCGUCAUUUCAUGAACCAGGAAGUGAACGAAGUGUACGUAGAGGUGUGGAUGGGUAGGUUGUAGCAUUCAUUUCUGGGUAGGAGUGCAGGCGGCUUCAAACCCCGGUGUUUUAACACUAUAAACUUUAUAUGUUUCUGUGCCAGCAGCGCAAUGUCUCCUGAUGAGCUGGUCUAUUUGGGAAUCCUUGCUGUUUCCAUCCCUGCUGGAUUCCUCUUCCGUUACCUCAGUCCACCUGUGAAGCAGGGGGCAGCUCUUCUUCUGGGCCUCUCCAUCACCAUCGCCACCUGUCACAUUCACACACUCCACUCGCUGGUGACCGUAAUCGGAACAUGGAUUAUUAUAAAGAGCAGCUGGCGGCGAGCCCCAGCACUGAGCCUCACCUGGACCUUCCUCUACCUCCUCUUUUUCCGGUUGAUCACUUGGUUUGGCCUCCCACAGCCAACUCCGUUCGCCAACGCCGUCCAGCUGCUUCUCACGCUCAAGAUGGUGAGUCUGGCCAAUGAGGUGCACAGCUUCCACAUGGAGAAGAAAAAGGAAGUGAGCUCUUUUGCCAAGUCUCCCGUCAUCGGUGGUCUGUCUCAGGAGCCCUCCCUCUACGACAUCCUGUCCUAUAGUUAUUGUUACGUCGGUAUAAUGACCGGCCCGUUCUUUCGCUUCCAAACUUACAUUGACUGGCUGAGGCAGCCGAGCCCGCUGGCUCUGCCGUGCUGGGAGCCGUGUCUGCAGCGUUUGAAGCUGGUCCCGGUCUACGGCGCUCUGUUCCUGGCUGUCAACUCUUUCUUUCCACUGGCCUACGUCCGCACAGACGAGUUCCUGGAUGAAAACGUUUUCUUCAGGAUGUUCUACAUGGUCGCCGUGUUCUUCGUGUUCAGGAUGCGUUUCUAUUCAGCGUGGUGCGGAGCCGAGGCCGGUUGCAUCAGCGCAGGCCUGGGCUGCUAUCCAGAAAAGUCACUCUCCAAGCCCGGAGGAGGACCCAGUGUCAACUACAGCCCUGAUCCCAGCGCUGAGGAGAAAUACGACUUCAAAACCGUUCAGAAUAUUGACUGUUACAACACUGACUUCUGCGUGAAGGUCCGACACGGCAUGCGUUACUGGAACAUGACGGUUCAGUGGUGGCUGCAUAACUACAUCUACCCCAACGCCCCCUUCAAAGCAUACACACUCAGGGCUGGCUGGACCAUGUUCAUCAGCGCCUACUGGCAUGGACUUCAUGUUGGCUACUACCUCUCCUUCCUCACCAUCCCCCUGUGCAUCGCAGCGGAGUCCGCCAUGGAGGCCUCCGUCCGCUCCAAACUGGGUCCUCGUGGACAGAACAUCUUCGACUGGAUUCACUGGUUCCUGAAGAUGAGGGCCUACGACUACAUGUGCAUGGGCUUCGUGCUGCUCAAGGCCUCGGACACCGUCAACUACUGGAUGUCCAUCUACUUUGUCAUGCACGUCAUUGCCGUGGCCUGUAUAAUAGUAGGCAGGGUCCUAAAGGGAGGGAAAAGAGAAGGGAGGAGAGAGGAUAAGGAGCAAAGAAGGGAGGGGGAGAAGAUAGAAAACGUGAAGGAGAAAAGUGGAGAGAAAGCAGAGUGAAUGGAGGUUCAGAAUAACUGGUUGGAUGCUUUUUGCGACAGGAGAUAUUUCAUGGCUAGAAUUUCAAACACUGAUCGCACCAUCAUUCAUCACACAGGUCAAAUCUCACAUCUAGUAAGAACUCAAUUUAAUCAAAAACACAGGCAAAGUGUGACUGUAAAACACAGUUAAAGGUCACAACAGGGACAUUUUACAUUUUUAAAUAUACGUAAAAGUACUGUGAGGACUGGGAGUCGCGUGCUUGAGCUCAGUGAAUGUUAUUUUUCUAGUGUGAGUGACAGCUGGGGUGUACACGGUUAAUUCACUCCUCUCAGCUGUGUGGAUUUGAUGUGACUGUAUUUCUAAGCACCAAGUACAGUUUUAAACAUUUUGGAAUUGCGUUUCUAGUCUAAAAGGCGGCGGUUGAAAUGUCGAGAUGCUGUUUGAAAGACAGGUAGUUAGGCUGGUCAUAAUUAUUUAAUAAAGACAAAUUCAGAAAUAUUGGCACAUUUCUGUAACAAACCAAGCAUUCCAGCAGCAGAUGAUGGACAGUUAAUAUUGUGGCGCUGCCAGAUUAUAAUAGCAAUGUUAGAAUUGAAACCUUUAAGUUAAGUUUAAAGCAGCAUUUUGAAGUCCAGAUUAUGUUUCUUUUUCUGCCUAUUAACAGGAGUAAAACCCAACUAGCGUUUCUGUGCUUUAACUUACACUGUUGUUCCUGUGAAUCCCAAAUGUUUCUGUGUUUAUUUUUUUCCCUGUCACUGUUCAGCCGUAGAUCGUUCCAGGAACAUACACACUGCAGCAGUGUUCUUAUCCGGUGAAGCAUGCGCCAUAUGAAAGAUAGCAACUGUCCGUUCACUGCCAACAUCUCUGUACUGCCAUUAUGCACCAUCCAGGGUUGGGACCAAUCAUGUGAUACAAAACUUUGCAAGUUUUACGUUGUGACUGCAGGCUGCCGACUCGAGUCAGUUGGGAGCCGGAGAAACUGUUGAAAUUGUUAUCACAUUGUUAAUAGGCAACCUUUGACUUUCUGUGAUUAUUUUUAGCAACAUGUAUUUGACUGGUAGUUGUCUGAAGCGAUGAUAUAAAACAAUAACCUGCCAAAUGCAGGAAAAUGGAGUAAACCGUUUACAGCUACCUGUUGAGUUUUCACUCAUUCUUGUCUCAAGCUGCAUGAGAACUGCUGUAUCUCUAUUUUAUAUAAAUACGCCUGAGAGCAGUAUUGACAGACUGUGUCUUCCUGUGUGUUUUUUGUUCUCCAUAUCCUUGGGCCUAAGAUCAUUUGAAUUAUAAAUGUACUUUUGUGUUAAUGCAGCUUUUUUUCCUUUCUGUGCCAAAACUGUACCCUUCCCUUGGAGAAAUGGUUUCCUUUUGUUAUUAUUGUCAUUGCACAGUUAGGAUUGUGAAUACUAGUCAUCCCGUUAACAGUUCAUGUCCUGACUAUAUAUUUUUCUGCCUUUUGUCUGUUCCAUGUGUUUGUCUUUGGCUUCACAUGCUGCACAGCUGUAACUGCUUUGUUACAUGUUCAAUACAUAUCAGCGUUUCCUCA